AUGAUCCCCCCGAGCGGCGCCCGCCAGGACGGCGUGGACAGGCUGCCCGAGGAGGCAGCGAGCGCCGAGCAGCCGCCCUCUCCGGCAUCCACCGGCAGCCAGGAAUCCAAGCUCCAGAAACUAAAACGAUCACUUUCUUUCAAGACCAAGAGUCUACGGAGCAAAAGUGCUGACAACUUCUUCCAGCGAACCAACAGCGACGUGAAGCUGCCAGGGGACAUGCUGGCUGAGGUCAGCCCAGCUCAGCCCCUCCCGCCCAGAGCUGACGUCCACCCACAGGCUGGCUGCAAGCCCAUGCCCUUUCAGGAGCACAUCUUCAAGAAGCCCACUUUCUGUGACGUCUGCAACCACAUGAUCGUGGGAACAAAUGCUAAGCACGGACUACGCUGCAAAGCCUGUAAGAUGAGCAUCCACCACAAGUGCAUGGAUGGCCUAGCACCCCAGCGGUGCAUGGGCAAGCUGCCAAAGGGGUUUCGGCGUUACUACAGCUCCCCCUUGCUCAUUCAUGAACAAUUUGGAUGCAUUAAAGAAGUUAUGCCCAUUGCCUGUGGCAAUAAGGUGGACCCUGUCUACGAGGCCCUCCGCUUCGGCACCUCCCUGGCUCAGAGGACAAAGAAGAGCAGCUCUGGCAGUGGCUCGGACUCCCCUCACAGAACCUCUACUUCGGACCUGGUGGAGGUUCCUGAAGAAGCCGACGGGCCAGGAGAUGGGUACGACCUACGGAAACGCAGCAACAGCGUGUUUACGUAUCCAGAAAAUGGCACUGACGACCUCAGAGACCAAGCGAAGAACUUAAACCACCAGGGACCUCUUUCCAAAGACGCAUUACAGAUGAACACCUAUGUUGCCUUGUACAAAUUUGUACCACAGGAGAAUGAAGAUUUGGAAAUGAGACCAGGAGACAUGAUCACUCUUCUAGAAGACUCCAAUGAAGACUGGUGGAAAGGGAAAAUUCAAGACAGGAUUGGCUUCUUUCCAGCCAACUUCGUUCAGAGAGUACAACAGAAUGAGAAGAUUUUCAGAUGUGUUAGAACCUUCAUUGGGUGUAAGGAACAGGGGCAGAUCACACUGAAAGAGAAUCAGAUCUGCCUGACUUCUGAAGAAGAACAGGACGGCUUCAUCAGAGUCCUCAGUGGAAAGAAGAGAGGCCUUGUCCCCCUGGAUGUCCUAGAAAAUGUCUGAUUGUGGGCCCCUACUCCUUUUGCAGUAGGCAAGCCCUGCUGUGAUGCCUCAUCUCACAC
Myotis lucifugus (little brown bat) is the source of this 1241-nucleotide messenger RNA. It is a transcript of the gene STAC, whose product is annotated as SH3 and cysteine rich domain. Gene Ontology annotation, molecular function: transmembrane transporter binding. Gene Ontology annotation, biological process: positive regulation of voltage-gated calcium channel activity; skeletal muscle contraction; positive regulation of protein localization to plasma membrane. Gene Ontology annotation, cellular component: extrinsic component of cytoplasmic side of plasma membrane. Lineage: Eukaryota; Metazoa; Chordata; Mammalia; Chiroptera; Vespertilionidae. The record is from RefSeq and is a predicted model, not a curated record.